UAUUGAGCACACUGAACUACUUUCACCACUGACGGACAGGCCAAUGACAGUCCAAUAAUUUGAUGCAGGGAGAUAAAGAUGCAAUUCGCAGGCAGUUCGUGUGGAAGACGUUUCAUGGGUAUUGGUGGAUGAUUAGAAACACGCAUUAAGAAAUUCGCUUGUCCGCCAUACCCUCGCACUGAACGCGGCGCCAAGCCUAUCAAGCACUGCUCUUGCUGUAAGGCGCUCCCAAAUUUGACGGCGUUUGAGCUCUCUUUUCAUUUCCGAGCUUGUCGGUUGCUCCUCGACAUUUAACUUCAACUUUGGAAGUGAAAUUUUGCAUCUCAACGCCCAACUAUCAUGGGAGAGCUCGUGCACGUAGAGGAACAGCGAUUUCCAUCCCGUCUGCUUGCGCAACUAGACCCUCAGGCUGCCAGAAUGCCAAAACACGUGGAGCGCUACAAUGACUCACUGGCAGGGCUAGGCCCUUCAAACAAUGAUCCACAAGUUGGAGCACUGAAUAAUCACGAAGAUCCUUGUCAGAGAUCUGGUCCCAAGCUCUGUGCCGCGUUCGUCGGAAUGGGAUCCCAACAUCCAGCCAUGGGUCGUCAGCUCGCAGAACAAUACCCUUCAUUCCUCGCUUCUAUCAAGGAAAAUGAUAGGAUCUUGACAGAAGUAUAUGGUCAGCCUUCGUUACUGGACCGCACGGGCCUCUUCAUUCCGGGCGCUGAGUGCUCCCUGAAUGCCAGUGGUUCCUGGCCGUUAAAUGAUGUCGUUAUAUCCUUUGCAUACAUACAAAUAUCGCUAUGGGAUCUCAUUCGAAGUUUGGGAUUUAAAGCUGACUUCGCUGUUGGUACAAGCGUAGGGGAAAUAGCGAUGGGCUACGCCUCGGGCCACUACGAUAGAACAACCGCAAUCGGGAUUGCCGCGGCCUUCGCUACUACGAUGUCUGAAGUCGAAGGAAACGGCGCCACCAUCUUUGUCGCGGUCAGUGCAUGCCAAGCACGGCUCAUCAUCGACGAUGUGCUUCUUCAUGCGGGGGUGACGUGCGGCCUCUGGAUUUCGUCCUUUCAUUCUCCACACGCCGUUGCCAUCGCCGGUACUCACCCACUCAUAAACGCAUUGCUUGCUUUCUUGAGCAACUCUAAGACGUUCUCUAAUACAUUUGCAGUGCGACUCCCCCAGCUUGGGUGUGCAUUCCACACGCCAUUGAUGAAACCUAUCGAGGCGCCAUUCAAGGCAGCACUGGAGAAUCUAGACCUAGACCACAAGUCGGAUGCGGCGACACCUGAAGUGCGAGUAAUGUCCACCAUUGACGGUACUUGGCUCAAUAGGCCGCUUGAUAGCGACUACUUCUGGGACAACGUUCUCCGCCCAACGAAAUUCGGUGACAUCGUGCAGAAGCUCGUACAUGAUGAGGGCGAAGAGAUUGUCCUCCUGGAGAUAGCUGCGCAUCCAGCCAUGAAAACUUGCGUAGAACAAUGUGGAGCUCGUUAUGUCGGGCUCAUCCGACGCCCUGCCCUAGGCGCCUUGGUCGAUGAAUCCAACGAAUGUCUCCAGCUUCUUGAAGCGGCCGAGCACCUUUACGAUGCUGGGUUCAGGAGCGAACUCCCCCGAGAGGCGUUUGAACAAACCCUUCAACUCCUUCAUGCAGGUCAAUAGGCUAUAUUCGUUGUAGACAUGAUGAAGGAACUUCAAGAGACGUAACAUCUACAUUAUAAUGCAAACCCCCUAAUCCUGGAUAUGGAUUCACGUUCCAGCCGUUUAUUGUACAUCCAGAGUCAGAAGUUGGAAUUAAGAAAAUGCUUAUUUACUAGUUCCGCGUUGAGCCAACCGCAAUUCACUGGGAUCAGUAGCACGCGGAUUCAAGCGCUUCCAGCGAUACAGGGUGGAAGCUAGAUUCGCGGGUAUAUAAAACAUAAAGACAGUCGUUCGUUCUAGCAACUACUCGUGGGUUGUUUCAGCUAUUUGGAAUCAAAGUCACGAUAAAAUGUGGAGAAAGGAACGAGAAACGGUGGGAAGGAACGAAUGCGUG
This is a messenger RNA of Suillus paluster, 2014 nucleotides long. Its product is annotated as acyl transferase/acyl hydrolase/lysophospholipase. The transcript is spliced from 5 exons. Gene Ontology annotation, molecular function: fatty acid synthase activity. The coding region runs from base 340 to 1641 and encodes 433 amino acids. The record is from RefSeq and is a predicted model, not a curated record. NCBI's taxonomy places the organism in Eukaryota, Fungi, Basidiomycota, Agaricomycetes, Boletales, Suillaceae. Gene Ontology annotation, biological process: fatty acid biosynthetic process.